AUGUGCGAAAAGGGCAUCCUCAUCUGGACCUGCGGAUGCACUCAUCUCCAAGACCCGCGCCCCUGCCACAAAGCUCGCUUUCGCAACAAAGCCUGCAAUGGCUACGCUUUCACCUGGGUUUACCGCACGCCCAUACCUCUCCAUACGUCUCUACGCUGCCCUUCCUGCAUCCGCGUCGACGAAGCCAACGCACUCCGCAAAGAAAACGAAGCCCUUCUUGCCAGGUCAUCCGCCUAUCCUACUCUAAAGUCUGUGGCUACCGGUGACGACAGCCACAGAGUCAGAGCAGGACGACCAACGUUCUCGCGCACAGCAUCAGGGACACAGAUACACAGAGUGCCUGACAAUUGGUCGAGUGAGAUGAACAGAUUGCCAGGCAACGCGAACGAGUAUUCUGCUUUCUUGGCUGGGAGGUUUGAUCCUCUGGUCAGGCUGCCAGAUACACACAUCCCUCUACCGCAGACUUCUCGAGCGGUAUCUCCUACCAAACCCACGGAGGAGCUCGAAGUAGGGGCCAGAGACAUGCCUGUCCCAAUGCAGAGGUUAAGAUCUCAUGCGCCGCCGCAGUGUUGGCCGGGACCUGUGGUGUUGGGUGAAGAUGACUACCCCUACGUUGAGUUCAGGGGCGCAUUGUCAGCUAGACCUGGAGCGAGUAGGCGACCUUCUUACACGGGGAGAGUGCUGGAUAAGGGGUGGGCGCCGCCGAGUAGUGGGACAUUGCCGCCGCAGAGUGAUUUGGAUACUGCGCCGCCUUCUCAGGUGCCGUCGCCGCAGUUAAAGGCUUCUCCGCCACGGCUGAGAAUUGCUUCUUCGGAAUGA
Molecule: messenger RNA, 819 nt
Organism: Aureobasidium namibiae CBS 147.97
Lineage: Eukaryota; Fungi; Ascomycota; Dothideomycetes; Dothideales; Saccotheciaceae
Exons: 1
Coding region: 1-819 (272 amino acids)
Source: RefSeq, a predicted model, not a curated record